Chrysochloris asiatica (Cape golden mole) is the source of this 1098-nucleotide messenger RNA. RefSeq names its product leucine rich repeat containing 2 (gene LRRC2). The coding region runs from base 1 to 1098 and encodes 365 amino acids. NCBI's taxonomy places the organism in Eukaryota, Metazoa, Chordata, Mammalia, Afrosoricida, Chrysochloridae. Gene Ontology annotation, molecular function: protein binding. The transcript has 8 exons. The record is from RefSeq and is a predicted model, not a curated record.
AUGGGACAUAAAGUGGUCGUAUUUGAUAUUUCUGUCAUCAGAGGCUUGUGGGAAACUCGAGUUAAGAAGCACAAAGCUUGGCAGAAAAAGGAGGCAGAAAGGCUCGAGAAAAGCGCCUUGGAAAAGAUAAAGGAAGAGUGGAAUUUCGUGUCCGAGUGUAGGAGGAAAGGCGUCCCCCAAGCCGAAUACUGCAAGAAUGGUUUCGUAGACACCGGCGUGAGGCUUCUGGAAAAAAUCGAAAGGAAUUCUCUCACCAGGCAGAGAGACAGGAAGAGUAACCCCUUCGUGUUUGAACUCUCAGGGAAGCAGUGGAAGGAACUCCCAGAUUCCUUGAAGGAGCAGACCCACCUGAAAGAAUGGCACAUUAACAAUACCCUGAUUCAGAUCAUUCCUACCUAUAUCAAGCAGUUUAAAGCGAUGAAAAUUCUGGAUCUGCCAAAAAACCAAAUCGCAUGUCUUCCAGCAGAAAUUGGUUGUUUGAAGAACCUGAAAGAACUCAAUGUGAGUUUCAACCUUCUGAAACAGAUUCCUCCAGAACUGGGAGAUUGUGAAAAUCUGGAGAGACUGGAUUUUUCUGGAAAUCUAGAAUUAACUGAGCUUCCCUUUGAAUUAAGUAAUUUGAAGCAAGUUAUAUUCAUAGACAUCUCAGCGAACGCAUUUUCCAGUGUCCCGAUCUGUGUCCUGCGGAUGUCUAAUUUGCAGUGGUUGGAUAUCAGCAGCAAUAACCUGAAUGACCUGCCACAAGAUAUAGACAGGCUGGAGGAAUUGCAAACUUUCCUCUUGUAUAAGAACACGCUGACUUAUCUUCCUUAUGAUUUGCUGAACCUGAAGAAGCUCUCCUUGUUAGUCGUCAGUGGGGACCAUUUGGUGGAGUUCCCAACUGCCCUUUGUGAUGCAUCUACACCUCUCAAAUUUGUGAGUCUCAUGGACAAUCCCAUUGAGAACAACCAGUGCCAUGAUGGUGAUGAGGUGAUGGAAAGUGAGCAGGAUCGCCAGCAUUUUGAUAAAGAAUUUAUGAGAGCCUAUAUUGAAGAUCUUAAGGAAAGAGAAAAUGUUCCCAGCUAUACCACGAAAGUAUCUUUUAGCCUUCAGCUUUGA